Molecule: messenger RNA, 660 nt
Organism: Oldenlandia corymbosa var. corymbosa
Lineage: Eukaryota; Viridiplantae; Streptophyta; Magnoliopsida; Gentianales; Rubiaceae
Source: the annotation of a GenBank genome assembly
AUGUCGUCUUCGUCGUCUUCUCAUUAUAGUCUCCCGAUUUCAGACCCCAAGGCGCAGGCCCAGCCACAUCCAGCCGCCUCGAUCGGCGGCCCAGCUUUGGGCGCGUUCCUCACGCGCCUCUCCAACUCUCUCCGCCGCUUGUGGUCCCGGCAACGUCCGUGGCUCGAACUGGUGGACUACUCCGCCGUCUCACGGCCAGCCUCGCUCUCCGAGGCCACCACCCGCAUCCGUAAGAACAUCUCUUACUUCCGGGUAAAUUACGUCGCCGUCUUCGCCGCCGUGAUCGGUUUGUCCCUCGUCUCCCACCCUUUCUCGCUUUUUACUCUGGCGGUUCUCCUUGCCGCCUGGCUCUUCCUCUACUUGCUCCGCCCUUCCGACCAGCCGGUCGUGCUUCUGAACCGCACUUUUACCAACGGGGAAAUUCUGGCCAUACUGGUUGCCCUGACCGUGUUCGUGAUUUUUCUGACCAAUGUCGGAUCUCUGCUGAUGUCGGCGAGCUUGAUUGGAUUUGGGAUUGUGUGCGUUCAUGGUGCUUUUAGAGAUCCGGAGGAUUUGUUCCUUGAUGAUCAGGAAUUGCCUGGUUCCGGGCUGUUCUCGAUGAUUAGUGGCGCGGCUGCCUCCGUCUCCGUCGCAGCUCCGGCCGCCGUAUCCCAAGUCUGA